Molecule: messenger RNA, 1833 nt
Organism: Symbiodinium sp. CCMP2592
Lineage: Eukaryota; Dinophyceae; Suessiales; Symbiodiniaceae
Source: the annotation of a GenBank genome assembly
AUGGCGACAAAAGCAGUCGAGUUCCAUGACGAAUGUGACGACGGCACAGAGCAUCCCCAGCGAAAAGCCUUCCGAGUAAGACACUCAACUAUGAAGCGGCUGAGGUCAAAAACAGCUUCUUUUGCUGAUGUUCAAAACUCUCCAACCUGGUUGCGGCUAGAUGCCAUACACGACGAACAUGUCCGUAAAGUCGUUGCGGGGUCCUACUGGAUUCUCUCAGACGAGUCCAGCCAGAUAUUCGGGAUAUUGAUCUUGCUGCAAUCCAUCUCCUUUGGCGUGGAACUUGGUCUUGAGGGAGAAAACAACGGGACCGGAUUGCUGGAGAGACUUGGUCCAGUACUGUACCUGCUUGCUUUCGUGGAGCUCAUCUUUCUUAUUGUGUUUUCGAUUGAAUAUUCCCUCCGCAGCCAGGCAUUGGGAAGGAAUUACUGCUUCGCAGCUUCAGGAGUGUUUGAUGCGGUUGUGCUAGUCGCGACACUCGCGCACACCGUUGUUUAUUUCCUGGAAGCAAGUUCCGCAAAUACAUCGAACUCGUCUUUACAAACGGCUCGGACGUUCAGACUCCUGCGCAUCAUCCGACUACUGCAGACCUUUCCUGCACUUGCAAUGUUAGUGAAAGGACUAUUUAGCACAUUCAUCGCCAUCCUCGAUGUUAUGAUAUUGCUGACAGCGCUGUGCUAUGCAGGUGCUCUUUUCUGCUGUGAGCUGUUAGGCUCUCCUCAGGAUGGCAACAGCAACAACGGCCUUUUCAGCGGCGUCUUCCAAGGGUUCUUGACGCAUAUUCAAUUAGUCUUGAUCGAAGCCUGGCCCGACAUUGCAGCAGAAAUGAUGCUUCAAUCUCACAUCUGGGGAGUAUACGUCGUUGGGUUCUUGCUGGUGAGCAACUUCGCAGUGCUGAACGUCGUGACUGGCGUUAUAUGUGAGCGAGUUCUACUUAUAGCCUCCAACCAGCCCCCGGCUUCCUUGGAGGAUGCGCUGGAGAAUUUCGUGCAGCUACGAGAGCGCAUCUCCAUGCUGUGCUCUGAUGUUACGAGGAAAACCCCAGACAUUUCGAAGGAGGAGCUGCUGGAGCUGCUGCAGUCUGCUCAGGCCCUCGAAAUUCUGAAGGCCAUGAAAAUUGCCCUCCCACAGACAGCAGAGGACGUGACCAACAUUCUCGACAAGGAUCAUGCCGGCGCUAUUAACUGUGAUGAGCUGCAGGAGGGACUCAUGCGUUUGCGCGGUAGUAGCUAUGAUCGGCUGUCCUUGAACAGCCAUUGCAGCGUUUACAAGACCUUCUGGUCCUCCAGCGAGGCUUUGCAAAACGCUGCAGGAAGACAGAGACGUCUCAUGCGUGAAACCCGACGAGCUAUGACCGAGCGCAUGGCUGAGACGCUGCCUUGGCCGAGGCCCACUCAAGGUUCCCAAGAGCAUUCAGAAAAGGCAGACCUGACAGCCAUCACAACCGCCAUGCACGAGCUGCGCACAUCUCUUGAGGAGUUGCAGAAGCAGUGCUCGCUUCAUUCCCAGCAGGGUCAGGAGUUCACCAGCAAUCCGUCGAUUGCCACGCAGACUGAGUCGCACACGACUCCAUCCGAGUCUGCCUCUCACAGUGUAUCUCCUAUUGAUCCGGUGAGUAGGACUUCUGGGACUUCUGGUUUGCACUAUUUGAAGAGGCCGCUGCCCCCGGUUCCAUCGCCAAGUAUCCCACUGAAAGGGAGCGACCGACAAGCUUGUGUUUCACCGCGCAGUUUCAAAAUGUGGUGUUGGGCUGUCCGAGCUCUACUUAUGACCAUUCUGUCUCCGACCGACUUGAGGAAUGGGCGGCAUGCAUUCUGCCGGUCAAUUUCGUGA